CUCUACUUUCUUCGACAACAUCGCCGACAUGGCGGACGGUCGGGAACUUGCACCAAUCCACACUGUUGGGCGUGGCCGGUUCGUCAGCAUCGAGCAUCCGUCCAUCAUCAAAAACUUUGAGCGUGGCUUCGCAUCGCUCGGUGGUGAGGCACUCGUGAAGAACGCUCUCGAACAUCAUGUAGGUGACUCAAGACUCAGCAGCAGACAGAAUGCGCUUCCAGAACCGGUCGUAGGCGUUUCCCUCCGGCCCAAUGACCCAUUGGCGAAGAAGAUUGCGUCGACGGGCAUCGAGACUCGGAACGUUCUGUUGAAAGUUACAGUGCCGAAGCAAACAGGUCGCAAGCGCAAACGGGGCUCCGAUGAGCCCUUCACUGAGCCAGCUCAGCCCGUGCGGGUGUGCAGCAACCCCAAGGCUGCUCAGAUUGUGCGAAGACUUCGCGACAAUGUGGACAGAUAUAGUGUCGAGGCUGUAGGAAUGGUGCGCGAGACACACAGAUUCCGCACGCUGCCAGACUUUCAGCUUCGCAACGCCGACCUGCCCAUCAUGAGAGAGAUUCGAGAUCACCUCAUGGUAUCGGACUACGACAGAUUGAAGAGCUUCCAUGUCGACCUCGGAUCUAAUCCUUCGAUGGCGACCGCAUUCCCCGGACCUCCGGCGUUCACCAGCAUGGACAUGCCCUACAAGUAUGACUACGAACAGGCCGCUGGUGUUGUCUUCGAGAAAGACGAGACCGGCAAUUUGACCUCCAAAAACCUGUCAGCACCACCGCGUCGAGUGAUCUGGGCCCUCGCGCCGGACUGCGGCGACGAUGAAAUACCACAAAAGCCGCCUAUGGAAAUACCCAGACGCAGUCCAGGCGGUGAUGUGCUGCCGAGGGCAAUCGACGAGUUACAAAAGCUUAUGGAUGAGCGGCCUCUGAUCACGAAGCGCGUGGCCAUCAAUGCUUUGCCCACAAUCAGUGAGUCUAUUUUCAAGGAAGCCACUCAGUAUGUCGGAUACAGCUUCAGAGCUGGACCUUGGCGCGAUAGUCUGAUCAGAUAUGGCGUCGACCCUCGAAAGGAUCCAAAGUACCGCUUCUACCAGACGAUGAUGUUUCAAGUCGACCGGGAAGCCUUCAAGCAUGCUCCGGAAUCUUUGAAGACUCCCGACGGCGCUCUCGCACCCGAACACAAGUCGCUGUGGGCACGCACGCUGCGGCACUCAAAAGCCGAUCCGAGCACACACAUAUUCGAUGGCAAGAACAUCACAGCAAAUGGCAAAACAUGGCAGGUCUGCGACGUUACCGAUCCCGUCGUGCACGCCCUCUUCCAUACGGAUGAGAUUCGGACGGAGUGCGACGUUCACCAGUGGGGAUGGUAUUGGAAUGGGACCAUGUCAAAGGCGCGAACGAUCAUGAAGGACAAGAUGCGGUACCUGUUUGCCGGUCAGGAGCCACCAGAAGAGGACUACAAGGCCGUGGCUACGAUUCCGAAUAAAAUCCUUCGGGGCGAUCGCACCGAGACGUAUCUGAACGCAAAACAGCUUGGCCCACACGCUGCUUCAAUGAGCCAGGAAAUUAGGUAUGCGGCGAAGAAUGGUGACAAUGCGAGAGCGUUGAUAAUGUCAGCCAAGGCCCGCAAGUCGGGAAGUACUGCCAAUGGCACUCAGGAAGAUGGUGCGGAUGCAGAUAUGAUCGUUGGAGAAGAAGAUGGCAUGAAUGAUGUGGCCAUGGAUAGCGAUGGUGUCGACGAUGGCGCCGGUGACUUUGCGGAUAUGGAAAACCAGGCUGAUGCAGGUGCUGAAAUUGGAGAACGUGCCAAUGAGGGCGGAUAA
Molecule: messenger RNA, 1813 nt
Organism: Zymoseptoria tritici IPO323
Lineage: Eukaryota; Fungi; Ascomycota; Dothideomycetes; Mycosphaerellales; Mycosphaerellaceae
Exons: 2
Coding region: 29-1813 (594 amino acids)
Biological process (GO): transcription initiation at RNA polymerase III promoter
Cellular component (GO): transcription factor TFIIIC complex
Source: RefSeq, a predicted model, not a curated record